CAAUCAUCGUCAUCCUUUUAAUCAAAAUAUUUAUAUGGUGUUUCCACAAUAAAUUUACGAUUGUUUUUGGAAUACAUUAAACAAUCUUAGUUGUCAUAAAGUUUUGCGUGAAGAAAAUUUGACUGGUACAAUAAUGACGGAAACAAACGGAGAUACCAAACCUAAAGUAUCCGAGCUGGAGCAUGAUUUAGAAGUUCAGGCAUUCAAUGAAUUUCAGAAAGCCGACUAUUCAUCAUGUUUGCAAACGUUGCUCAAAUUGCAAAAAUCACAAGAAUCAAACCCGAAGGUUAUUCAUAACCGAGCUGUUGCUGAAUUUUACAUGAGUGAUCUGCGCCGAUAUGAUCAAUUCCGGAAAACGAUGGUUCAAAUAACGGAACUGGUUGGUGAAAUUCAAUCGGUGAAUGUCAAGCACCCCGAGCUGGCUGCGGCUUACGUGAACCAGGCAAUGAUUCUGUACCAUUUCAAGCAACCAUUGGCUGCUUUGAAAAUUAUUCUGGCCGUCAUGAGCCAUUUCGAUCAGCUGGACGAUUAUUUGCUACGCAAGGCAGGAAUUUUCACCGUCCAUUUGCUUUUGGACACCAAUCAACCCAAAAAGGCAAACGGUUUGCUGGCAAUGCUGCAGGCUCGGUUGAACAUUCGGGUGCAGGAAAUUUUGAGCUCGGACGACGAAGAUGAACGGCCAGUCGAUAAUGAAAGUCGGAAGGACAUAUCGGAAAUUCAAUUCGAAGAGUUUCGGAAAGAAUUUCGACUGAUACUAAUAAGGUCCAAUUUGCUGAACGGAAAAAAGAAUUUUCUGAUUCCAUGUGAAGACACUUCCGAGUAUUCGGUAUUGAAAGGGCAUCAAUAUUACCUGGGAAACGACUACCAGAUGGCCGCUAAGGAACUGUCAAAGCGGUUUGUCAAUGAACCCAUCCAAGUUCAGUUUCACGGCGAAGAUCAAAACACGUGUUUAGCUAAUAAUAUGGGUUUGAUACAUUUCGCGGUUAGGCAUUAUGCUUUGGCUGCGAGAUUCUUCCAGCAGGCUUUACUUUUCGAUGAGUCUGCAACGAAGAAAAGUUCUACGGAAAAAGUUGAGGGUUCUCCGUUGUACUGUGUUGGAGCUACCAAACGACCGGAAAUUCUCUACAAUCAUGGAAUAACAUUACUCCAUUUGCAGCGACCAGGCGAAGCGUUCGAAUGUUUGCUGGUUGUUUUGAACUCAUACCACAACAAUCCAAGAUUGUGGCUACGACUAGCAGAGUGUUGCAUAAUGGUUCACCAGCAGACUCAAAAAGAGCAAAACAAGAAUCCUGUCACUGUUUUUCUACGCCGGAAGUACUUUCAGAAGCGACCUUUCAACAACGAAGAACAAUCUUCAGCGAUACCAAGUACGACGUUGGAGUUUGCCUCUCUUUGCCUGAGAAAUGCAAUAACUCUUAUUGAUUACCACACGAAAGAGCUGGCUAAACAAGCAGAAAUGUCUGAUAAACCAGUACCGUGGGAGAAAAUGUACGAAGGUGUCCCGUGUAAUCCCUGCAAACCGCUGAAGCCCGCAAACUUGGAGAAACUGCGCAUUGCUACCCUUAGCGCCUACAGUUAUGUACUACUUUGUCUAGGGGAAUUCACGUUAGCUCUGAAAUACGCACAGCAAAUGCUGACCAUUAAUGAUCUUCCGGAAACCUAUCACACGUUAGGAUCACUGUACAGUGCGGAAGCGCUUGUCUUGUUGAAUCGCAUUCCGGAAGCGCUAGUUUACCUGGACCCGAAACGGAUGAAGGAUUUUACUGGCGAUGAUUUUUCGACCCGAGGUUCACCGAACUGGAACAUGAACUCGCUGGAAGCGGCCCAGUCGGUGAUGCACUAUAAUUUGGCGGUCACACUGUUCAGUUUAGGUGAUAACGAGAAAGCCAAGGUGUACAUGAAUGCGUGCAGUCAUGCUGUGGUUUUGCCGCAUCUAAAAAUGCUAAAAAUGUACUCCGAACUGGUGCUGGGGAAUGUGGAAAAAGCUAAACUUAUGGCACGGUAUGAUACGCCGCGUUUAGUGUAACUUAUAAAAUCGAAUAAAAAUGAAAAUGUUGUGUUUAAUAAUGUAUUAUAA
Molecule: messenger RNA, 2077 nt
Organism: Malaya genurostris
Lineage: Eukaryota; Metazoa; Arthropoda; Insecta; Diptera; Culicidae
Gene: Not10
Product: CCR4-NOT transcription complex subunit 10
Exons: 2
Coding region: 134-2026 (630 amino acids)
Biological process (GO): mRNA catabolic process; negative regulation of translation
Cellular component (GO): CCR4-NOT complex
Molecular function (GO): protein binding
Source: RefSeq, a predicted model, not a curated record